This is a messenger RNA of Dichotomopilus funicola, 879 nucleotides long. RefSeq lists its product as uncharacterized. The transcript has 2 exons. Bases 1 to 879 code for a protein of 292 amino acids. The record is from RefSeq and is a predicted model, not a curated record. Lineage: Eukaryota; Fungi; Ascomycota; Sordariomycetes; Sordariales; Chaetomiaceae.
AUGCGGCUGCUCAUGUUGCCUGUUGCGUCUUGUCUAGCUGCGGCAGCGCUGGCUGCUAGCCACGAAAAUGCGCUACCCUCAUACCACUACAACGCCCCGAUUCGUGUGGAGUGCAUGAACCGCAGCUCAGAAACGGGUGAACACGUCGAAAACGACAAACACGAGAUCCAAUGGAUCCCCUUCCCCAUCUGCGAAGAGACCAACGCGCCACUCGAGUUCCACUACGGCGUCGAAGGCGAGCAAAACUGCACCAUCCCAAUGAUCACCGACCCCUUCUUUCACUUGCUCGAGUUCUACAUCCACAACGAUGCGCCGCUCUCCUGCCGGCUGCCCGCGCGGCCCCCGCCCCACGUCGAGGUCGUCGGCGAGGAAACGCCUGAGCAAGAGUACAUCCCGCUCGUGUUUGCGCUCGCAGGGACUCUCCAGCUGAGCCACAUGCACAUCAGCACGCAUCUCAACGUGCUGCUACACAGCACGCCGAAACACCACAUCCACCCGCACGACAGCGGCGUGUUAGACAGCGGGACGGCCUACAGCACCAGCCCGCUCACGCACCUUGAGGGCAGCGCCACGCGGCGGUUAGUUAUUGGCGAUCCGCUGCCCCUUAGCUUUAGUGUGCGGUGGUUCCCGACCCCGUCGUUGCCCAAGGUGGGCGGCAAAGUGGAAUGGUCGGGCAUGGGGGGACAUAUUUACGCGAGUACAAUCUUUUACGGGCUGGUCUCGUUUUGUGCUGGCGUGGUGGUCUCGGCCGUGUACUUUUUUGGGUCUGUGCUACCGAAACGGCUGAAGGCGCGGGGGAUGGGGGGUGCCACGCCCCUGGGUUACGGGUUGAAUGGUGUGGGCAAUGGUUGGGGGUAUCAGAAACGGGCGGUGGAUUAG